Molecule: messenger RNA, 1033 nt
Organism: Cimex lectularius (bed bug)
Lineage: Eukaryota; Metazoa; Arthropoda; Insecta; Hemiptera; Cimicidae
Product: phospholipase A1
Exons: 5
Molecular function (GO): lipase activity
Source: RefSeq, a predicted model, not a curated record
UGGUGUUGGUGGAAGUAGGCGAGAACGGGUAAAUUUGGAUUCUCCAAGUUGGGUAAGGGAAAGCUUCCAUGACUACAACAAAGAGACAGUCAUCCUCAUCCACGGAUACGCCGGGAUAUCCGACAUACUACCCAUGGGAGUCCUUCGAGACGCCUAUUUAUCAAACGGGUCUUACAAUGUGUACAUUGUGGACUGGUCACCACUGUCUAGGAUACCUUGCUACGCAGCGGCGGUCCACAACAUGAAGCCUGUCGCACGCUGCGUCGCAUCACUAAUGACGCAUUUGAGAAAUUCAGGCGUCGAUUUUUCCAGGACGACCUGCGUCGGUCACAGCCUGGGGGCCCAUCUCUGCGGAAUAUCGACCAAUUAUCUCUUAUUCAGGCUUCAUAAAAUCAUAGGAUUGGACCCGGCCAGGCCGUUGAUACUAAGCCAGCUGAAAGGCAGGUUAGACCCGGGCGAUGCUCAGGUCGUGCAAGUCAUCCACACCAGCGCCACCUAUGGUGACAGCAGACGAUCCGGUCACGUUGACUUCUGUGUCAACGGUGGAAGCAGUCAACCUUUCUGUGCUAAUACGACAAACGAAGAGCUCUGCUCGCAUAUUCGCAGUGUAUGCUACCUUGCUGAAAGCCUUGAUCCUAGCAGGGCCAAAAUUGGUUCGCCGUGUCUGAGGAGAUGUCUGAAAGGGGCGAGAAGGCCCGUCUGGGACAGGAGGAACCUGCCUGUCCCCAUGGGACACAACACGCCCGAAUGGGUCGACGGGCUUUAUUGUGUCAGCAAUGAAGAAGCCCCUUACUGCCCAACCAAAGAGAACCCUUUCGGGAACCCGCUCUGCUGUGUACCGCCGGGAAAACCGUUUUCAAGCAAUCUUGUCAAAUAAGUACAACAAACGAGACUGACCUCAAAAUUUCUAGUUUAACAAUGUUUCGUUUUAAAAAUAGUCCCGCUUUGUUCUUGUUAAACUGUAAUCUGUAAGCAGUAUUUAUUGUUAAUGAUUAUUUAAUUGUUUAUUUGUUAAUUAAAAUAAUUUUAAAUC